UGAGUAUCGCGUUGGUAAUUUGGUUGCAUUGAGACAUUGUGUAUGUGUAACAAUUUUCGAGGUUUUGCUUCAAAAAUGACAUUGGACCGCUCUUGUAGGAGAUAGCAUGCCCAAUUUGGGCGUAAAAUUUCCGGAAAAGUUCAACAUGGCCUUGGAUGAACAGCAGAAAUUACUUAACACGGGCGGUCGUUCUCAGCUGUCAGUUAGCAUAGUGGAAGUUGGAGGAACACCGUCUCCAAGUCCCUUGUCAGACCGAAGUAGUCAACAACUUCUCCAAACUCCUCUAGAGUCGGUGCCAACAACGACAUGUUGCCAGGGUAUAAAUCCUACCGCAUUGUUACUAGAAAGUCCUCCAAAAUGGGGCGAAGCGGCUCGGUACGCAUCGAAGCAACAUCGAAAAAUAGCUGGAAGGGCCACUUUUCAAGGGCAGGUGUACAAUUUUCUCGAGAGGCCUGAUAACUGGAAGUGUUUCGUUUAUCACAUCAUCGUGUAA
Anoplophora glabripennis (Asian longhorned beetle) is the source of this 493-nucleotide messenger RNA. RefSeq lists its product as uncharacterized. The transcript is spliced from 4 exons. NCBI's taxonomy places the organism in Eukaryota, Metazoa, Arthropoda, Insecta, Coleoptera, Cerambycidae. Bases 107 to 493 code for a protein of 128 amino acids. The record is from RefSeq and is a predicted model, not a curated record.